Molecule: messenger RNA, 590 nt
Organism: Telopea speciosissima
Lineage: Eukaryota; Viridiplantae; Streptophyta; Magnoliopsida; Proteales; Proteaceae
Product: protein yippee-like
Exons: 6
Coding region: 27-416 (129 amino acids)
Cellular component (GO): ubiquitin ligase complex
Source: RefSeq, a predicted model, not a curated record
UUCAAGGGAAAGAAGAAAGUUGAGAGAUGGGUAGGCUUUUCGUGGUCAGUCUAGAAGGCAAGAUUUACAGCUGCAGGCACUGCCAAACCCAUCUCGCUUUAUGUGAAGACAUCCUUUCCAGGUCUUUCCACUGCAGGCAUGGGAAGGCUUAUCUCUUCAGUAAGGUUGUGAAUGUCUCAGUUGGGGAGAAAGAAGAGCGGAUGAUGAUAACUGGAAUGCACACUGUUGCUGACAUUUUCUGUGUAGGAUGUGGGUCAAUCGUCGGAUGGACAUAUGAGGCUGCACAUGAGAAGAGCCAGAAGUACAAAGAAGGAAAAUCUAUCCUUGAGAGGUUCAAGGUGUCGGGCCCUGAUGGAAGCAACUACUGGGUUAGUCAUGAAGCUCAAAUCGGUGGAAGUGAUGCUGAUGAUGUUUGAUUGCCUCUGAUCCAUGGCAAUGUUUCUCCUGUUCCAAUUGUAUAUUCUCAAUCCCAUUAUUCUCAACUUGAAUGGAUCUUCAAUUGGAUAAUUACUGAUGUUGUCCCAGUUGUCCGAUGACAGAUUCUAUUCCAUUGUUCAUACAUGUUUGUUAUUCUUAAUUUCAUUUGAGUA